Molecule: messenger RNA, 7908 nt
Organism: Gymnodraco acuticeps
Lineage: Eukaryota; Metazoa; Chordata; Actinopteri; Perciformes; Bathydraconidae
Product: serine/threonine-protein kinase DCLK2-like
Exons: 16
Coding region: 430-2604 (724 amino acids)
Biological process (GO): intracellular signal transduction; protein phosphorylation
Cellular component (GO): microtubule cytoskeleton
Molecular function (GO): protein kinase activity; ATP binding
Source: RefSeq, a predicted model, not a curated record
AGGGGGGGGGUUUACCCGGUCUGUCGGUCUCUCCUCCCUCUGCUGCAGCCGCCAUGCUGCUGUCGGUCUCCGUGCAUCCCGGUCCGGUGUCUCUCUCCUCCCCGCCACAUCAUCCCUGAAUCCCGGGUUAGCAGGCUCGGUUGUAGCUGUCUGGAUCCACCGGAACCUAAACGCAACACCGGGUAAGAGAGGAGAAAGCCUCCAUAGCAACAAACCGGUUUAACGGCAUUAUUGCUAGUGAUGGAGGGAUGAGAGGACGCUGAGGGACAAAGUGUGACACCAACAACCAGCCGGAGAACCAGGACUAUAAACCCUUGGUGUAAAGAAAGCAGUUCCAGAAGACAGGAGUCAUUGUUUACCGCUGUUGGACGAUGCAUCCUGUGUAGCCGAGACUCUUUUUGAACGUUUCUGGUCAGUUUUGUCACCACCAUGUCUUUGAGCAAGACCCUCGAGUUGGAGCACUUUGACGAACGCGACAAAGUUCGCCGAGGACGAUCCACCCGAACCAAAAGAGAUGAUACAACAUCUGGAAGAGGAGGAGGGUCCGGUCCAAAUUCCCGGGCCAGCAGUUUGGUCCCGAGUCCGGCCCACAGCGCUAAUUGUAGCUACUACAGAACCAGGACCCUGCAGACGCUAACCUCGGAGAAACGAGCCAAAAAAGUCAGGUUUUAUCGCAACGGAGAUCGGUACUUCAAGGGUUUGGUGUACGCGGUGUCCAGUGAUCGGUUCAGGUCCUUCGAUGCGCUGCUGAUGGAGCUAACGCGCUCUUUGGCGGAUAAUUUGCAUCUUCCACAAGGGGUUCGUUCGAUCUACACGAUAGAUGGCGGGAAGAAGAUCACCAGCAUGGACGAACUGAUGGAAGGCGAGUGCUACGUGUGCGCCUCCAACGAGCCGUACCGCAAAGUGGACUACACCAAGAUCUCCGUCCAGAGCUGGAAACCGGGCGUGGCCACCGGCCCCUCCUCCUCUUCCUCUCGACCCUCCACUGUGUCCGCGGGGGUCUCAGCGGGCGGCGCCGGCCCCUCCAGGGACCGUCCGGAUGUCCGUGAGGGCAGAGAGAGCCGAGAGAGCAGAGAGAGCAAAGACUUCAUCAAACCCAAGCUGGUGACGGUGAUCCGGAGCGGAGUGAAGCCUCGUAAGGCCGUGAGGAUCCUCCUGAACAAGAAGACGGCGCACAGCUUCAAUCAGGUCCUCGCCGACAUCACAGAGGCCAUCAAACUGGACUCUGGCACCGUGAAGAGGCUCUACACGCUGGACGGGAAGCAGCUGACCUGUCUGCAGGAUUUCUUCGGGGACGACGAUGUGUUCAUGGCCUGCGGGCCGGAGAAGUUUCGUUACGCUCAGGACGACUUUGUGCUCACACACUGCAUCAAAACACCAGCGUUUGUAAACGAGUGCAAAACAAAGGUGUCACGUCCCCCUGUCCCUCCAAAAACUACAACUCCCAAGACCCCUAGCAGUUCGGGCUUCUCCCCUAAGACCCCCCCCAGAGGAGGCCUCCCCAGGGCUACGUCUCCAGCCAAUGAGGCGCCAAGUGGGCGGUCCUCCAGAACAAGCCCCUCCCCCACGAGCCCCGGGGCCCGACGCAGCCUCAAGGUCUCGCCUCGUCGUUCUUCCUCCACAGACGUUAACGGAGAAUCUGAGCAGCCUGAAGACAACACUUUGGAAGUGAACGGUAAUCGCUCCGUUUCCUCGUCCGUCAUCAACGACAAGUACAAAGUGGGGAAAGUGAUCGGAGACGGAAACUUCGCCGUGGUGAAGGAGUGUGUCGAGAGGGCGACGGGACAGGAGUACGCCCUGAAGAUUAUUGAUAAAGCUCGCUGCUGCGGGAAGGAGCACCUGAUAGAAAACGAGGUGUCGGUGUUGCGGCGAGUUCGCCACCCGAGCAUCAUCGAGUUAAUCGAGGUGGACGAAACGCCGAGUCAGCUGUUCCUCGUCAUGGAGCUCGUUAAGGGCGGGGAUCUGUUCGACGCCAUCACUUCCUCCACUAAGUACAGCGAGAGGGAUUCCAGUGCGAUGGUGUUUAAUCUCUCAGGAGCCGUGAAGUACCUGCACCGCAUGAACAUCGUGCACCGAGACAUCAAGCCAGAGAACCUGCUGGUGUGUGAGUACCCAGACGGCACUAAGUCUCUGAAGCUCGGGGACUUCGGGUUAGCGACGGUCCUGGAGGGGCCGCUCUUCACGGUGUGCGGGACGCCAACGUACGUCGCUCCAGAGAUCAUCGCAGAGACCGGUUAUGGUCUGAAGGUGGAUAUAUGGGCGGCGGGGAUCAUCACCUACAUCCUGCUGUGUGGAUUCCCUCCUUUCAGAAGUGAGAACAACGUGCAGGAGGAGUUGUUUGAUCAGAUCCUCCGAGGGAAGCUGGAGUUUCCGUCUCCGGACUGGGACGACAUCAGCCUCCCAGCCAAGAUGCUGAUUAGUCAGAUGCUGCAGGUGAACGUUGACACUCGAUUCACCGCAGAGGAAGUCCUCUCUCACCCCUGGGUGACGGAUGACCCUCACACUGCUGAAGAACAAGCCAGUGGAGACGCUCUGGAACCACUGGAACCAGAGCAGGAAUCCGCCGAACUGGAAACCAAACAGGUUCCCUCCCCUCUGGUCUGAAAACACACCACAUCUCAUCGACUGGAACCACACGAAACACCACUUGAUGGGUCGACUGGAAACCCAAAAGAUUCCCAGUUCUGGUCAAGACUCGUCCAGGAAACCAGAGGGUUUCCAACACAUUUGGUCUAGAAAUCGUCCCGUUUUGGAAAAUAAAGGAGUUGUAUGUUCUGGAAGACUCACAAGUCCAUCAUCGGUCUAGGAUAGGACCGGUUUACCCUAACUGGAAACCCAAUGAUUUCUCUUCAAUCUGAACAACUCCCUGUUUCUACUGGAAACCCCCAAAAAGAUUCCCAGUUCUGGUCAAGACUCGUCCAGGAACCAGAGAAUUUCGAACAAAUCUGGUUUAGAAAUUGUCCUGUUUUGGAAACUAAAAGGAGUUUUAUCUUCUGGAAGACUCACAAGUCCAUUAUCGGUCUAGGAAAGGACCGGUUUACCCCUGAUGGGAACCCAAUGCGUUCUCCUUAAUCUGAACUAGAACAACUCCCUGUUUCUACUGGAAACCCCCACAAAGAUUCCCAGUUCUGGUCAAGACUCGUCCAGGAAACCAGAGGAUUUCGAACAAAUCUGGUUUAGAAAUUGUCCUGUUUUGGAAACUAAAGGAGUUUUAUAUUCUGGAAGACUGACAAGUCCAUUAUCGGUCUAGGAAAGGACCAGUUUACCCCUGAUGGGAACCCAAUGAUUGCUAUUCAAUCUGAACUAGAACAAGUCCCCGUUUCUUCUACUGGAAACCCUAAAAAGAUUCCCAGUUCUGGUUAAGACUUGUCCAGGAAACAUCUCGUCCUGUUUUGGAAACUAAAUAAGUGUUUCUUCUGGAACCCAAACAAUCCCACGACCACCUUUUUAGGAUAUGUCUUUACCCCAAUGACUUCUCUUGAAUCUCAACUAGAAAACCCCAAAUCAUCCCCAUUUCUAGUUAUGAAUGUUCCAGAAAACCAGAGAAAUCUAGAACUAGUCCCAUUACCCUUAAAUCUGAACUAGAACAUCUCCCUGUUUCUUAUACUGGGAAACAUAUUCCAACAUUCCUCUAUAAAUGUAAUAAAUAGCAAGUUUCCCCAAUUCUGCUGUUGUAAUCCAUCCGGUUUUAGGUCAAGGAAACCAAUCGAACUCCUGAACCCAUGAAAUCCAUGAUUUUGGUCAGGAAAAAUUCCCGUUUCAUCUCCUGGACAAUGAGCAAAUUUGGUCUAGAGCUCAUUCUCUUCAUUCACCUUAAGCUAAACUCAAGUAUCCCUAAAGACGUUCCACUAUCAACAGGUUUCUUCACCUCUCGUCUAGGACGCAUAUCGCUCAACUGGAAACAAAACCAAGGUCUCAGUUGCUAUUUCCAGUUCAUCUUGUGGAAACUGCCUCUGGUGUAGACUCUCUUUUAAUCUCCUGAAGACUUUCACAAGUCCCGUCUCUGCUGCUGUACUGGAAAGUAUUUAUUUGAAUCACUUCUCUAUCAUGGAAUAGGGGCCUAUUUUCUUCUGUCUGGACACUAACGGGUACUUGAAGGAUAACUCCAUAUUAACUUUGGGACACCAUGAAGGUGCUUUUGGACACUUCCUGUUUUAAUACCCAGUGUCUCUUGGGACUGGACCCAUUUCCUGAAAAAAUGGCCCUUACUUCUGGGAUAUGAACCACUGAUUUACUGACAAACGUUCCCUCUGGUUUAGGGAUCACAUUCCCAGUAUGACCAGGAUGUCUUCCAUUUGUUCUGGAAAACGUCCCAUUUAUCCUGCCUUUACCUGAGGAGAUUUCUGAGUACUGUGCCUGUUUACGCUGCUGAUAAAAUAUCCUAAAUCUCAGCUCUUACCUUCCAUAAGUUCACCCAUUCAGACACUAGCAUUCGUCAUUGGCUGUAUAGACAGAUAAGGCCCAUUGUUUUUAUGGAUUUUUCAUAAUUUUGCUGUCUUUUGAAAAGGUAAACCAUUGGUUUAAUGGGAUAGUUUUGGGAUUUUUGCCAUUUGUAAAGAGUUAUAUAGGAAAAUGUCUGCCAAAAGACUAAAGAAGACUAUAUCCAAAGCUCCGGAAAUGUCUAAGGGUCACUAAUUAUUGCUUUUAGGUUCAUUGGUUUAAUCAAAAGACUUAAAGGCAUAACAAAUUGGCAAAUUGUGCUGUAUUUCCCCAAAACAUGUGCCCAACAUUUAACAAAAAAAGGGUUUUUACAGACAAAUUUACACUUGGUUUAUGGUUGUAAAGAUUAGUCCAAAAACUGAUAUUUAAAGGAUGUGUUUUGGGGGAAAUACGUCAGAAAAAAACCUAAAAAUAAUGAGCCUCCUCUACAUAGACUCCACUCUUAUCACCUGUCCUCGUACUGUAACUCAGAUUAAUGAGUGACUUCUAAACCUCACACUUUAAAAAAAACAGACCUUUUAAAGGUUUUUAGCUGCAGUCUGACGGCUCGUCCCUCCUGCAGCGAGCGGGGGAUAAAACAUGUUGUAAAUACUGUAAAUAUCUCUCUGUCUGUUGGUGUCUGUCUGUGUGAGUCCGUGUUGAAGUAGGGAAACAGUAGCAGUUCUGAAAACAAAAAAUACUACAAUGAAAAUAAACAAUCUCAUCAUAAACGUGUGUCAGCAACCUGAAGAAAGCCUUGUUUAUACCCCCCAAAAAACUCACAUUUAUAGCGUUUUAAAAUGUACAUAUCGGAAGUUAUUUAAGUACAUUCACUUGAGUAGUAGAAUGGGAUACUUCUACUACAUUUCAGAGAGAAAUAUUAUACUUUUUGCUCCAUUACGUGUUUCGGACAGCUGUAUUUCAGUAGAAUUUUAAGUACAAAUGCUAAUAAAACACAAAAUAAAUCUACCUACCAAACUUUGAAGAACAUUUCCGAAUGAAUUUUAAUUUAACAAAUAUUAAUCAGUGUAUGUUUAGGUAUUUUUCUGCCAAAUAUUUACUGAUAUCAGCUUUAAAAAAGUGACAAUUUGCUGCUUUUCUUUGUCUUGAAUUACAGAAACCUAAAUAAAUUUGAAGUUUUGAGUGUUUGACAAUAGUAUAUAUUAAAUGACAUAAUAGCAUAUCAUUAAAUAUACUAUAUUAACUCACAGGGAACAAUUUACUGCUUUAAGUACUUCCUAAAUACACUUACUUCCUAAACUAACAAAUUAACUUGUAAUGGAGUAUUUUUAUUAUUUCUAUUAGUACUUUUACUGUUGUAAGAGUGUCUGAAUACUCGACAUGUGGAAAAAGUACUUUAUCUCCUAAUUUAAAUAUUAAAAAAUCAAGGUUUCUGAGGGAUGCUGACCAGCCGUGAUGAAAGAGUUCUUACCUGUGAAGUCCAUCCUGUAGCAACCGUUGCCCGGCAACAAAGGAAUGUUAUGGCAUUAUGGGAUGGAUCUCUUUCCUUAUAUGGUCACAAUGUCAAUCAUCCAUCCACACAUCCGUCAUGCUGUCUGUUGGAGGAGAGAAAGGUGUGUGUGUGUGUGUGAGUAAAUAAGUGUGUGAAUUAAUUAACUUGUAUGAGUUUGAAUAUUACUUCAAAGACAUGAAAUGAUUUGUCUUUUUUUUGGGAUAAAUGCGUCGACUCGAUGCAGUGCUGUGACCUUACCGUGACCUUUGACCUUAGCACGACCUCUCCAUGGCCUUGACCUUAUGGCCACAGCCGCUGAUUAAGAGUUUUCACAGGAAUUCUGUCACUUAAAUCCACAAAAUAUAACAAAUCUUUAAAAAACAAAACUAAGAUUAGCAUCACAAAUUAUAUUUUGUUCAGUCAAAUUGUUAUCAAAAAAGUUCAAAUUAAUGCAUUUAAAUAUGUAUUAAACACCAAAUCACAGAGGGAGCGUUAUACUUAUGACACUGAUAAAUAAUGAGCUUAUUUUUGGGAUGCUAGCGAGGUAAACAGUCCAAAUUCAAACACAUUGUAGGUCAGGUGAUAAGGGGGCACGACAUCUCUAAGCGGUUGACCAAUCACAACAGAGCACUGGGCUUGUGUGUAUAUAUAUAUAUAUAUAUAUAUAUAUAUAUAUAUAUAUAUAUAUAUGAUUAGUUUGAAUAAAAAAGAAACACUUAAUGUUACAAAAUGUUCCGGUAAAGCUCUGUUAAUCAGCGGCUCAGCCUCCACCUUCUUGCCUGUGAUGAACCCUUUAGUCUUAAUUAAUUUCUCUUUGCUUUAAACCAAACCAUGAGGAGCCUUCUGUUGAUGCACUGCAACACCCGGGUCAACACACAGCUGAAAUAUCUCUGUUCUGCACUUCUAAAAAUAUGUUUUAGAUAAGAUAGAAGUGGCUGGCAGUUAUACUAAAAACACAUCCAAAUGUUUUUAAACUGGCUUUCGACAUAUCAUUUGGUUGAUUUCUGGCAAAGAAUUGUUUAAAAACAUCACUUUACGUCAAUUAAAUAAUGCUAAAUAUGCAAGUAACUGUUUCUUUUCUUACAUGUAGGGUUUGUAUCCAAGAAAAUACAAAGAUUUAGCAAAGUGUUUCCAAAUUCCCUUUAAAAAAAAUGGUAAGAAAAAAUUCAUUAAACUACCUAACGAUGGUCAUUGAACGCACCAUGCAAACUUUUUUCCCGUUACGUGCUGCAUUCAAGUCCCAUACAAAUAAUUAUGCUUAUUUAAGUGACAUUUUUGUUUAUUAUCCAGGUUGCAAUGAUUCUGGGAAAUCAGAAUUGACUGUAUUAAUUAACAUUCAAUUGUUGACAAAAGUAAAGGAAAAACGUCCCAAGAUAUUUCCAAUUAUCUUUCCUGGUACUUGAAUGCAGCUUUAAUUUACAGGUAACUUGGAUUAAUGAAUAAUUUCAGAGACAAUCCAUUUAUUGCCAUUGUCUUUUAAGCAUAAACUUGAAUUAUUGGGUAUAUUUCAGGGUGUUUUGACCCGGGGGGGGGGGGGCUGCAGUUAUUUGGUCCUUUGUGUGUUUUUAUUAAAUGCAGGAUGUGUGUGUGUGUGCGAUCAUUUCAUAUCAUGCCUCAUUUUAGACGAGAACUGAUUUUUUAAAUGAAUUGCGAGAUAGGGUUUCAAACCUAAACGGGGCUGGUUUUCCUAAAGGGAUUCUCAAUAUGAUCAAAAUAUAAUAAAAUGUGAACUUUUAAAGACUGAAGUUUUGCUGCUUUAAAAAGUGUUAUUUCAUCUGGAAAAUGAAGCAAGGAUGCUCUGAGUAUUUUAACAUUUAAAUUGAGUGUUUGUUGUGGGAUCAUUUUAGGAAAACUAGUCCCGUGUUGCAGUGGAAGGAGAUGUUUUAACGAUGAUGUGUAACGUGUGUUGAUAUGAAACGUGUGUUUGUGGGAUCAGGGUGACGGCAUUCACAGAAAAAUAAAAACCCUGAUGUGGAGAAACGAUGAAUUCAACUGUGAAAAUAAAAACUGGUGCAGAGGCAUCAUGUUAUCCUGAA